AUGUUCUUCCUAGGCUCUAUGACCUCAUUGACAUUUGUCGAUCGGUUAAGACUGCACUCUCGCCUUCAUUUUUACCUACAACAGAAAGAUAAUAUCCAACAUAGUGGAAACUGUUGGCCCAUCAAUUCCGUCGCCCAUAGACUAGCGCUCCCCCACCCAUCGGCCGUGGUCUCACACCAGCCACCGAUGCGAACAUCCCUAUAA
Penicillium roqueforti is the source of this 204-nucleotide messenger RNA. RefSeq lists its product as uncharacterized. NCBI's taxonomy places the organism in Eukaryota, Fungi, Ascomycota, Eurotiomycetes, Eurotiales, Aspergillaceae. The transcript is spliced from 3 exons. The record is from RefSeq and is a predicted model, not a curated record. Bases 1 to 204 code for a protein of 67 amino acids.